GAUAUCAGGCAAAUUUUCACUUGGAGUAAGAUGCAAAUUCUGACUGUUGACAUUAACUAUCCAUAGAAUAUUAUUCUGUAGAUUGGGAUGGAUGUUUCUAGACCUUCUCAGGCACUUCUGAAAUUAAUUUUGGAUCCUUUUCCCCACUUGGAUCUCCUCUACCCUGCUGCCAGGUUGGAGGUCACACUAAAUGCAGUCAAACCGAUUGCUUUGGACUCCAGUAAUCCAUCUGCUACAGUGCCCCAUGGUACUAAAGAUGGGCCGUCGAGCCCGCCAAGACCUCUUUGCAGAUGAAAAUCUCAGCAGGAAGAAUUCCCCGUCUGCUUCUCUUGGAGAGGUUCCACCACCUAAGCCCCCACGCCGGCAAGGAGGCUGGGCAGAUGAUCCUGUACUGGCACCUACCAAGUCAGGAAGAAAGCAUGCAGAAGAAGUAGAAGACCAUCGUCUCAGACAGCAGAGCCUGGAGGCAUCAGAUGAUGGAGGAGACAUUCCUGUGAUCCCUGACUUGGAGGAUGUCCAGGAGGAAGAUCUUGCCAUGCAAGUGGCAGCUCCCCCCAGUGUGCAGGUGAAUCGAGUGCUGACCUACCAUGACCUGGACAAAGAUCUAAUGAAAUAUGCUGCCUUCCAGACUCUGGAUGGGGAGGUAGACCUGAAGCUCCUCACCAAAGUUUUGGCUCCAGAGCAUGAGCUACGAGAGGAUGAUGUCAGCUGGGAUUGGGACCAUCUCUUCACAGAGGUGUCAUCAGAACUAGUGACUGAGUGGGACCUGGGACAGUCAGAGAGAGAGGACCACAUCAGUCUCCCAUAGAGCUCUGACACACCAGAUGUCUCAUACAUCCAUCUCGUGUACAUAGUUAAGCACUUUAAUUUUCUAUUCACUUGUUUGUAUUUGAGAAUUUAUUUCAGACAUGAAAAUAAAUUGGACCUUGCUUCAUAGAAAAA
Messenger RNA from Sturnus vulgaris (Common starling), 942 nucleotides. The record is from RefSeq and is a predicted model, not a curated record. Lineage: Eukaryota; Metazoa; Chordata; Aves; Passeriformes; Sturnidae.